CGGUGUGUCGCGUCUUCGGCGGCUGUCGGAGUCACACACGGGAGCGGAGGAGGGGAGGUCGUUCCUCUCGCUCCUCAGCAACUUUCUGAACGCUUGUGUUCGUUAAACGGCUCGGUUUGCUCGCGUACUUUCUACUGCGGCAUUUCCAGCCGCUGCGGCUUCGGCUGUGUUCCUGUGCGAGUGUGUUUGGUCUGAGUUGUUGGGGAGAUGUUGUCUGUCUGUGUUCAGGAUGAAGGGUGGAGGUUUGGCAGGGAGCUGCAGCCCCCGUUAGAUUCACCGCCUCACCUUCAUCAUCACCCUCAUCUUCAUCACCCUCAUCUUCAUCAUCCUCAUCAUGGCCAAUCACCUGGAGCUGCUGACGGAGCUGCAGCAGCUGGAUAAGGUGCCCAGUCUGGAACGGCUCCGGGCCGCGCAGAAGCGCCGCACGCAGCAGCUCAAGCGAUGGGCCGUCUACGAGAAGGAAAUGCAGAACAAGAAGCGCAAGGCCGACAAACGCCGCGGUCACGGGAACCUGCGGGAGAACCACAGGAGGGUUUCAUUUGCGGCGAGCAUCGCUCUGCUGGAGGCCUCGGCGAGGAACGAUCCGGAUGAAGUGCGAUAUCUACUGAAGAACAACUUGAGUCCUGAUCUGUGUAACGAAGACGGACUGACGGCCCUGCACCAGUGUUGUAUUGAUAACUAUGAGGAUAUGGUGCGGAUCCUGCUGGCUCACGGAGCGACGGUCAACGCUCAGGACAAUGAGCUCUGGACACCACUUCAUGCUGCAGCGACAUGUGGACACACAGGCCUCGUCAAGAUCCUCAUCCAGCACGGUGCUGAUCUCUUAGCAGUGAACUCAGACGGUAACAUGCCCUAUGACCUCUGUGAGGACGACCCCACGCUCGACAUCAUCGAGACCGCCAUGGCCAACCGAGGCAUCACGCAAGAGAUGAUCAAUGAGACGAGGGCAGCAGUGGAGAGGAGGAUGCUGGGAGAUAUUCAGAACCUUCUGCAGGACGGAGCCGACGUCAAUCAACACGACUCCCAGGGAGCCACGCUGCUGCACAUCGCAGCGGCGAACGGUUAUGCACAGGCUGCAGAGGUGCUGAUGGAGGGAGGAGCCAGAACAGACAUGAAGGAUUCUGACGGGUGGACGCCGUUACACGCCGCGGCAUGCUGGGGACAGGUCCACGUGGCCGAGCUGCUGGUUUCUCAUGGUGCCAAUCUAAAUGCCAAGACGUACAUGGAGGAGACGCCCAUAGAUCUGUGUGAGGACGAGGAGUUCAGGAAUCAUCUGCUGGAGUUGAAGCACAAACACGACAUCAUCAUGAAAUCACAGCUGAAGCACAAGACAUCACUGUGCCGCCGGACCAGCAGCACGGGCAGCCGCGGGAAAGUGGUGCGGAGGGCCAGUCUGUCCGACAGACACAAUCUCUGCAGGAAGGAGUAUCAGACCGAAGCCAUCGUGUGGCGAGGAGGACGAGAGGAAGACGAGCGAGAGCGGGAGUCUGAGCAGGAGAACAGCCACUCGACGCAGCCUGACGAUGUUCCUCGAGCGCUGGGGAUCCUGAAGGACGGCGGCCGACAGAACGGCUGCAUCUCCAGCACUCCAGUGCCGCCUGUGUCUAACGGUGACCCCGUGACCCCUGACCCCUGUGACCCCGACCCGGCGCCCUCCGCCGAGGAGCUCAAGCCCAAAGAGCGGGCGCAGACACUGUCCGAACUCAAGAAGCAGCGCGCCGCGGCCAAACUCCUCGUCCAGCCCGUCCUCAACGGCCACCUGGGAAACGGCUCGACCAAACCCAGCGCAGAAGAUCCUCGCAUGCCGCAGGUCUCGUCCAAUGGCAGCGCGGUCUACUUCACGCCGGCCAGCGGAGACCCGCCCCUGCUGAGGUUCAAGCAGCCAAUAGAAGACGAGGAUCCCAAGAGUGACAGCUGCUGCUGCGUCUCAUAAGGCGCACCGCAUACUUCCAGGAACUGAAAGGAUAAGUUCACUUCCAGAAUAAAAAUCUCCUGAUAGUCAAGGCGCUUUCGCAGCGGAGGAAGCUUUCCGUAAUUCCCAGAACUUCCUCAAAAAGCGGGAUCUUCCGCUAAUAGUUCUAGGAACUAUAGAAAGCUUCCUUCGGAGUGAAAGCGGAGGAUCGCGAGUGUCUGAUUGGCUGAAGCCCAUCAGUGCGUUUAUUUUUCAUUGCAAACCUUGAAGUCUGAAGAGGCGUUUGGGAUGAACCCUGUGCGGGAACGGGAACUUCUCAAAGCGGGAGGAAAGGAUCUCAUUCAGGCUUCCCAGGUUAAAUGUGUGAGUUAAGCUUCUCUGUUUCACGAUUCGUUCCAGCUGUGUAAUGUGUGAUUGGUGUACAGACAGACCCCCGCCGCUCUCCUGUACAGUAUUUAUUUGUAUAUGUGCAUAGAGCCACUCUUCUAUAAGAUUAUUUAUUGUAUUCCAGAGAGAUGACGUGACGGACGGAGCACAGAAGACUCAGUAUUUUUCUAUGACAGUGUUAUAAUGAACAGAUGAAGUAUAUGAACUCACAUUUCACACUCACAUCACGAGAACAUAAUAGCCUGUGAUAUUUUUUGCAUCGUGACAUUAUUUUCA
Messenger RNA from Cyprinus carpio (common carp), 2575 nucleotides. It is a transcript of the gene ppp1r16b, whose product is annotated as protein phosphatase 1, regulatory subunit 16B. Lineage: Eukaryota; Metazoa; Chordata; Actinopteri; Cypriniformes; Cyprinidae. Gene Ontology annotation, biological process: regulation of sprouting angiogenesis; establishment of endothelial barrier. Bases 335 to 1933 code for a protein of 532 amino acids. Gene Ontology annotation, cellular component: cytoplasm. The transcript is spliced from 11 exons. The record is from RefSeq and is a predicted model, not a curated record. Gene Ontology annotation, molecular function: enzyme inhibitor activity; protein binding; phosphatase regulator activity.